Molecule: messenger RNA, 966 nt
Organism: Talaromyces rugulosus
Lineage: Eukaryota; Fungi; Ascomycota; Eurotiomycetes; Eurotiales; Trichocomaceae
Exons: 2
Coding region: 1-966 (321 amino acids)
Biological process (GO): proteolysis
Cellular component (GO): cytoplasm
Molecular function (GO): aminopeptidase activity
Source: RefSeq, a predicted model, not a curated record
AUGGCACCAAUUUAUCCCUUAUUUCCAGUACGGGAGUCUGGCCAUCUUCAAGUUUCCUCUAUCCACUCAAUAUACUACGAAGAUUGCGGUAUCCUAACCGGUGUUCCUGUCCUAUACCUGCAUGGGGGUCCCGGAGAAGGAAUCGUGGACUCUGAUAGACAGUACUUCGACCCAGCCCACUACCGUAGCGUCCUCUUCGACCAGCGUGGCUGCGGCAAAUCUCUCCCUGCUGCCUCCCUUGAAGAUAACACAACCUGGACCCUCGUAGCCGACAUCGAAGCUCUCCGAGAACAUCUCAAGAUAGAAAAGUGGAUAGUAUGCGGCGGUUCCUGGGGUUCAACUCUAGCACUGGCCUAUUCCCAGAAACACACCGGUCGCUGCAUGGGACUAAUCCUCCGAGGGGUCUUCACUAUGCGUCGCGAGGAACUGGAGUGGUUUUUCCAAAAGGGCGCGGACAUGUUAUUUCCCGACUAUUUUGAGCCGCUCAAAGCUUGUAUUCCCGAAGCAGAAAGAGGCGAUAUGAUAGCAGCUUACUAUAAGAGACUCACUGGCGAUAAUGAGGAGGAGAAACUGAAAUGUGCCGGUGCAUGGAGCAAUUGGGAGUGCUCGACAGUCAAGUUGAUAGUGGACCAGGAAACUAUCGAAAAUGCUGCCGAUCCAAAAUGGGCUCUUGCGUCUGCUCGCAUUGAGUCUCACUUCUUUGCCAACGCUGGGUGGAUGCGUGACGGGCAGUUGAUUGAAGAGGCAUAUAAAAUUAAAAACCUGCCGAUAUUUAUUGUGCAGGGUAGAUAUGAUGUUGUUUGUCCGGCAAAGACGAGUUGGGAUUUGUAUCAGGCGCUUGGAGGGGAGCAGAAUCCGAAUGUGGAGUAUUUGGUUAUACCAGAUUGUGGGCAUAGUGCACAUGAGAGCAAGAUUGAGGAGGCACUAGUCGAUGCUGCGGAAAAAUUCAAGGCGCUGAACAUGUGA